Molecule: messenger RNA, 3021 nt
Organism: Dictyostelium discoideum AX4
Lineage: Eukaryota; Evosea; Eumycetozoa; Dictyosteliales; Dictyosteliaceae
Product: protein phosphatase 2C
Exons: 3
Coding region: 1-3021 (1006 amino acids)
Molecular function (GO): protein serine/threonine phosphatase activity
Source: RefSeq, a predicted model, not a curated record
AUGAUGGUUCCAUCACUAUCAACAUCAAUCUCUUCGCCCGCAUUAUUUAAAAAUAGAGAAGGUGGAGAGGAAGGAAAUGAUGGUGGUCUUGAACAAUUACAAAACCAAGUUAAUGAUCUAGGUGAUUUAAAUUUCAAUGAAGAGGGUGAUUACAAUAAUGAUCAGCAACCUACAAAUGAAGAGGAGGGUACAGCUGAUAAUGAAUUAGAAAGUUUAAUGUCAUUAGUUAAUGAUAAUAAUAAUAAUAACAACAACACCAGUGGCAUUGAUGAUGAUAAUAAUAAUGAUAUUGAUGAUAAUAAUAAUAAUAAUAAUAAUAAUAAUAAUAAUAAUAAUAAUAAUAAUAAUAAUAAAGAAGGAUUAAAUGAUUUAUUUAUAUCAUCAAUAAAUGUAUCAACAUUAUUGAAUGAUUUAGAUCAAUUAUCAGAUACACAUUCACAUGCAAGUGUUAGUAAUCAAAGUAGUAAUGGUAGUGUAAGAAGAGGAUAUGAUAUUAAAACACAAAGAUCAGUUGGCACAAAGGGACAAGGCGGAAGUAGUGGUAGUUCACCAAGAUCAAACUCACUCAGAGUCUAUAGAACUUUUCCAUAUAGAGGUGAUCAUCAUUUCUCUUGGUUAAAUAAUAUUAGAGAUGUAGAUAGUAGUGAAGAUCCAAAUUCUUGUCAUAAUAGUAAUAAUAAUAAUAAAAAUAAUAAAAACAAUCAACCAUCUUCGACACAUGAUCAAACAAACAUCAAUAAUAAUAAUAAUAACAAUUGUAACGAUAACGAAAAACCCAUUAAACCAAAUUCAACUAAUGGAAUUAGACAUAGCAGAAAAUAUAAAGGUUUACAACAAUUAGAUUUUUUAGGUUCAAAUAUAAUACUACCACAGCAACAACAACCACAACCAAUUGAAGAUAAUCAACAAGUUGUACCACAACCAUUUCAAGUAGAUGCCGAGUCUAACUACAACAACAACAACAACAACAACAACAACAACAACAACAACAACAACAACAACAACAACAACAACAACAACAACAAUAAUAAUAAUAAUAAUGAUAAUGAAAAUAAUCAACACCCAAUAAACCCUGUAAAUACUCAAAACACCCAACAAAAUGUAACACAUAGUAAUAAUAAUAAUAACAAUAAUAAUAAUAAUACAGCACCACCAAAUCAAUGGUCAGAAUUAAUUGAAAGUUUAGGAUAUGGUUCACAAUCUGAUGAACAAAAAACGUUUGGAUCGACAUUGGAUGAUUUAAAUAAUGCAAAUAGUUGUUCAGAUUUAAAGGAUUUAAUAGUUGAUGGUAUUUCAAUAAAUAAUGAAACUAGUCCUUCCCAAAGUCAAGAAAUAACAGAUUUUAGUAAAAUUGAUAAUUUAAAUAAAAAUAUCAAUAUCAAUAAUAAUAAUAAUACAGAUUCACAACAACCAUUACCCUCAAUAGAUGUAAAUUUUAGCCAUAAUAAUAACAAUAAUAAUAAUGAUAAUGAUAAUAAUAAUAAUAAUAAUAAUAAUAAUAAUAAUAAUAAUAAUAAUAAUAAUAAUAAUAACAUACAAGAUAUUCAAAUACCAUAUCACCAAAAUGAUCAAGAUUAUAAUAUACAAGAAGGUAACGAUAUUAAUAAUGAUAAUUAUGAAAUUAGGGUUAGUAAUAACGAUGAUGAUAAUGAUAGUAGUAAUAAUAAUAAUAAUAAUAAUAGUAAAUUUCAAGAAAACUUAAAUUUGUUGAAUACGGGUAUGGGUGGUAGAAUUUGUAAAACAGAUCAAAAGAAACAACUUUCUAGAACGAUUACAUUUGCUGAUCCAUCUUCAAUUCUCAGUUUUUUUGGUUCUAUUCCAACUGAUGAAGAUCAAAAUAAUAAUAAUAAUAAAAAUAAAAAUACUACUACAACAACCACAACCACUAAUACAACAACAACAACAACAACAACAACAUCAGCAUCAGCAGCAGCACAAAAUAAAUUAGAUUUAUUAUCAUCAUUAAGUGCAGGACAAUCUAGUGGUGGUGUUGGUGGUGGUAACAAUGUAUUAAAUUCAUCAUCAACACCAGCAAUAAAGGUUAAUCAUCAACAUAAAGUAACAGAACAAAAUAGAACAUCAUCAAAGAUUAGUUUAUCAACUAUAUUUCCAAAACUACCACCAUUUACUAAUCAACAAUCACCACCAACUUUAUCACCAUCGAAAUAUUAUUAUCCAUUGUUACAACCUGAACCAACCACAUUGAUUAGAGGGUUCUCUUCUGCUGCUGAUAUAAAUAAAAGAGGUCUAAAGAGAGCAAAGAAACCAAUGGAAAUGGAGGAUGUAUAUCUAACUCAAUAUCCAUUAGGUGAUGAUCAAGAUUCUCAAAUUGCUUUAUUCGCUAUUUUCGAUGGUCAUUCUGGUAAAGGUUGUGCUGUUGCUGCAAAAGAAAUAUUUCCAAAUAUUUUAUUAAAAUAUAUUAAAUCAACAAAGAAUGAAAAUGGUGGUAAACCAAUUUAUGAUAUGAGAGGAGUAUUUUUAAAUGCAUUUAAAGAAGUUGAUGCACAAUUAAGUAAAUUUGAAUAUGAAGGAGCAACAGCUACUGUUUGUUUAGUUUGGAGAGCAGGUCAUCAAAGAUUUGUACAAUCGGCGAAUGUUGGUGAUUCAACUGCAUUCCUAAGUUAUGGAAAUGAAACAUUGUUCCUAAGUAAAGAUCAUCGUGCAACUGAUCCAGAGGAAAUUCAAAGAAUUAAAAAUGAUGGUAUUACAUUAACUGAAGGACAAACUAGAAUCAAUGGUUUAAUGGUUAGUAGAGCAUUGGGUGAUCAUUUCAUUAAACAUCUAAAUUGUGGUCUUUCUGGUGAACCUUAUGUUUCACCACCAAUUUCAAUCACACCAUUUCAUUCUCAUUUAAUCGUUGCUUCUGAUGGUCUUUGGGAUGUUAUUUCUGGAAAUCGUGCUAUGGAAAUCGUUAAAGUUCAACAAACUGAAGAGAAAAUGUCAAAUUCUUUACUUCAAUGUGCAAUUGGUUCAAUUAAAGCUAAAGAUAAUAUUUCAAUUAUCGUUGUAACACUUCAGUAA